CGAACUCAUGAAUCACUCAUGAUACGUCUGCCAACGGGCCUUGUUCCGUUGGUGGCGGCCUGGGGCCUUCAGAGCGCGCUUCACAGCGGGCUUGUAUGGCUCCAGGCCGACCAACCCACCUCAGCGCUUACUGCGCACGUAGUGCUGUCAAUGUUAACAUUAGUGUUAGUGCUGGCGGCUCUGGCAACGGUUCACCUGAGCUUUGCUCCUCGCGCUAUCAGCCAAAGUUCACAAACGGAAGAGCUACAAAUCUUCAUUAGGCUUCCUUCAGGGCAACUCGUCACGUUCGUGGGACCUGUCGAUGCCACUGUGGGCUCUGUCUUCGACUUUAUCGCUUCCACGACCCUCUUCCAUCUAGAUAACAGCCGGAUAUGGCGCUUGGUCGCGCGCGGCGGCGACACGCUGCUGGAGCGUUCGACCGUGCUGGCACGUCGUGGCCUGGCGUCCGGUUCCGAGCUGCAAGUGCUCGCACGGCUAAUGGGUGGCACUCCAAAGAGAAGGCCAUCAGCACCCUCAGACAACUGGCUCAGCCUCCACCGCUUCACCCGCUUUCGAAACCACUUCGGAGACCCCGUCUACACGUGCACCAACCCUGGAUGCCGUUCGCCAACACAGUUGAAGGAUAGAGCGGCUUGCUCUCGCCACGAAAAAUGCUGUGAGGGUGCACCUCGGGACCUCCCUCUCCCUGCCGGUACCGGUGGCGAAGGCGGCCUAGGAGACGCUGACUUUCCUGAGGGAGGGAGGGAUUCGCCUGCGGGUUCUGUUAGUGAGAGCGACAGCAUGGACACUAACGGUAGCGGCACCGGCAGCGGUAGCGGCACCGGCAGAGGUAGCGGCACCGGCAGCGGUAGCGGCACCGGCAGCGGUAGCGGCACCGGCAGCGGUAGCGGCACCGGCAGCGGUAGCGGCACCGGCAGCGGUAGUGGCACCGGCAGCGGCAGCGGCACCGACGGCGGCGGCGGCGGGAAUGUUGGCAAUGGCAGUGACAGGAGUGGUGGUGGCUACAGUAAUAGCGGCAGCGCCCGGGUGGACAGCGACUACCUAUACUCCGAUGAGGAAGAGGAAGAUGCUGCUGACGCUGAACCGGGUCAUUUCCUGGCGGCAGCUCUACACCGCGUUGUGGCUUCUCUCGACCAGGACGACCCUGCCAACAUCAACACCAUUGAGCUGCUGAAUGCUAUUCUGCAGCAAUUCGGGCACCUGGCGCCUGUUGACGGCGACGGUGAUGCUGAUGACCAAGCCGGUGCGGUUGCCAACGACCUUGCGGCGCAGGGUAUGGUCAUGCAACCCACCAACAUCUCCGAACUACAGCAUGGUGCGCGGUCUGUGCAGCACUUCAAGGGCAUCAUGUCAGAGCCGCUGUGGAGAACAGGCACUCAAUCUGCACCUAUCACUGUGGGGCAGUUUGCUUACGCUUGGAUGAAGGAGAAGAUUGAUGGGCGCGUACGGGAUAAUGUUGCGGACCGUCAGCUGCGUUUCCUUCGUGACGUGUGCUUUCCACCUGGCAAUAACUUGCCCCCGUCGCUGUACAUAAUGAAGAAGAUGUUGGACAUUCCAGACGCACGUGACUUUGAGAAGCACGUUUGUUUGAGCGACAAGUGCUUGUUCCCUGAUUUCCCUCGAGAUGAGUGGCACCAGCACCUGCAAGAUGAGUGCGGCUGCGGCCAUCGACGGUUUAAGCCUGCCCGGCCAGGACACCAACCAGUUCCGAACAAGAGGUUCUACGACUUCGGUGUCGAGAAUGUCGUGCGCGGCAUGUUCAUGGACCCACGGUUCUGCACGUUUCGCGGCACAGGGCGCGACAACAACCCUGACGACUUCUACGGCUCGCGGUACGCGCAAGACAUCAAUGCCAAGACUUCCGGCGAGUUCUUCGAGCCCGACAGCUCGGCUUACGACCUGGGCUUUGACUUCGGCGAGGUCUUCUCAUUCAAGAAGUACAGCUGCGGGAUGCUGUUCAUUCGGUGCGCGGACCUGCCAGUGACUCAACGCAGCAAGCGCCGCCACUGCUUCCCCCUGAUCAUCACGCCCGGACCUUCGGAGCCUGACUCAAUGGAAGUCUACUUGCGCCCAACACUGACAGCAUUCAAGGCCUUCGGGCCUGGCACCGAGGGUAUGACCGUGGUGGACGCUGCUUCGGGCCGGACCUUUGGGCACAAGAUGUUUCUGGGCGGUAUCUUUGCUGAUACGCCUGCAAACCGGACGUUGAGUCUUUGGCUCUCCCAUGCGGCCAAGAACGCAUGUGGGCACUGCAUGCUGCUGGGAGAGACUGGCCCUAACGGCCAUGGUACAUACUUUCUGGGGUACAACAAGCCGGCGGACAUCAACACAGCGCUGAACGUCCUGUUGCCACCUGACUGUUGUGGAAAGUAAUCAUGACUUGGCAUCGGCGCUGGGUUGCCAUGGCAUUUCCUGCAUAGCGAAGGAGCUGUCGUACAUAGACAUGAAUAACGUGUGGGUUGUGCCCAUAGCGCAUGCAGCUCUGUUCGGUGUCAUCAAGAAGUUCUGGCACUUUGUGCUGGGCGAGUCCGUCAAGAAGGCUGAGAGUGACUUUGUGUUAAGUGUAGAGGCUCGUCGCAGAAUGACUGCACGUGCAUCCCAUUUCAUCAUUACUAAUGACUUUAACCGACCCUACCGUGACAUUGUCCCCUGCUCGUACUGGACCAUGGAAGAAUGGCUGCACUGGACGGACUGCUUCUCCCUAUACGUCCUGCACUCGCACGGAGGGGAUCCUAAUAAAGUUGUGAUGCCGGUAGUUACACGGAAAGAUGAUGCAGGGCUGGAUCGUGAGUUUGACCUGGGGAGAAUGUGGGAGAUGUUGCGCACGGCCAUGCUGCAUUAUCUGCGGUAUGACCAAUUCUCGGAGGCUGCGUGUGACAGUGCAGCAGUAACCUUCAAACAGUUCUGCUGUGACUCGGAGCUCGUGUUUGGCAUGAAGUUUGCUACCUACAACAUGCAUCUACUGGCAUGUAGGCUACGCGAGCAGGAGCGUGCACGUGGGCACGUGGCGUUUGCAACUGAGUUCUGGGUCGAGCGCGGUGUGCAGCAGGUCAAAAGUGGGGUCAAGUUCCGCACAACCAGGUGUCCAGAGCAAAUUAUUGUGAGUGGGUUCCUUGCAAGUGCCCGGCUCGCUGAGAUGCGAGCUGAGCGUGGCAGGGGAGGUGGCACCGCGGAUGGUGGUGCAACCGGGCCAGCCGGGGUAGAGGCCGGCCAUGCACUGGCUGCGGGUGGGAGCCAGUACAAGUCAUUUGAUGAGUGGGUGCCAGAUUACCGUGCAGCACACGUCACAUUGACGGGGGAUGUUUGCGCGGAUGUAGAGGAUGGUGAGGGUUCCCAGCUGCUUGGGCGCGGAUAUGUGGCGGGUCCGACCGAGCGGACAGUUGUCUUCGAAGCAUUCAUGAAGGCUUUUAGUAAAGAGGACUUUGCGACACGUUCAGGUGUGGUGGAGGGUGACUUGCAGAACGCAAGUGUUAUUAUAUUCAAACGUGCACUUGUACGACGUGACCAGGUUUUACUAUCUACAAAGUAUAACUUGACCACUGCACGUGAGUCAUUUUAUGUGAAGACUAAGUAUGCGCCAUCCCUUGACACCCCAGAGGACGAUCAGGACGUGUCUGUGUAUGUUGGAGAGGUUGCAUUCUAUGCUCGUGUGCAAACCGUGCGUGGGGUUGUAUGCCGUGUGGCGAUUUGCGAAUUGCAUAAGGUGGAGGUGGUACGGCCGCAGUCGUUGUACUAUGCUGCAGACUUUAGUCGCCGCAAGGCAACCCCCAACCAAGAACGCCAGCAGACGUUCCUGAACUCGUUCCCCGUGCUAUUGCAAGCCAUUGACUCGAAGGUGAUGCGCUGCAAGCUCGACGAGAAUAAAAGUUACUUCAUUACGUACCACUUGUUUUCUCAGUUGCCAACCAAUGAUGGUGAUUGGCAAGGAGCAGUGCAAGUUGGGUAGCCGCUCACGCGGCUGAUGCAGUCUGUAACAUGAUGAUGUC
This is a messenger RNA of Chlamydomonas reinhardtii, 3986 nucleotides long. RefSeq lists its product as uncharacterized. The transcript has 8 exons. Bases 478 to 2373 code for a protein of 631 amino acids. Lineage: Eukaryota; Viridiplantae; Chlorophyta; Chlorophyceae; Chlamydomonadales; Chlamydomonadaceae. The record is from RefSeq and is a predicted model, not a curated record.